Messenger RNA from Wasmannia auropunctata (little fire ant), 534 nucleotides. RefSeq lists its product as uncharacterized. Bases 53 to 406 code for a protein of 117 amino acids. The record is from RefSeq and is a predicted model, not a curated record. The transcript has 3 exons. NCBI's taxonomy places the organism in Eukaryota, Metazoa, Arthropoda, Insecta, Hymenoptera, Formicidae.
GACGGAGGGAGGGUCUCGACAGAAGCUUUCCUCGCGGCACUCUCGCGCUGCGAUGCGCCGAGCACGAAACGGAAUUUCUCUCUUUCCCUUUUCCCCUCCGUUUCUCUCCGAAAGAAGCGGAAGAACCGGAAAAGCACCCACCGGAAUUCACACCUCGGCGGACCCGAGUCGAUUUUCGCAUUACGUUUGUGCAAAAGGAUCCGGAGGGAAAAAAUACAAAUGUUUCGCUGACAAACCCCGGAAGUUUUCCCUGACUAGGUUAAAUUUCCCUGAUUUUUCCUGGUUUUCCCGGUUUUCCAGGAUUCUGCAGAAAAGAAUUCUAUGUAAUAAACGAGAUGAUUGUCUCGUAAUAAACAGAAGAGAGAGAAACGUAAAAAUACCUGUACUCCUCCAGCGCCUACGAUGAAUAAUAGCUGAACCAUGAAGAGGGCUGCCAAAAGGUUCAUCAGAGUCGUGCCUGCCAGGCUUCUCAAGUCGGAGAAGAGGCUAAAACAUAAAUACAGCCAAUCAGUAAAAGAUGCACUGAUUCAUUAA